UCUUGCUAAAGCCUGCAAAGAGUGGAAUAAAAAGGUUAACGAAUACAAGAGAAUGAUAAAAGAUGGCCACGAAGCGAUAAAAAAACCCUACCCAAUCAAUCCCGGUGAGCCUUCUCCACCAUCUGACCCGAAUGAUAAACGAAUACUUCCUGGUGGACGACCGAUAGUUGCCUUGAUGGAUCAAAUUGGUAAAACACGUGAUCAUGAGUUCCCUAAACGAAAUAGUUCUAAUGUUGAAACAGAAGAAAAGAAAGUGGAUAUUGAGGAUGUCAAUGAUGAUAAAGAAGAAAAUUGUAAAACGUUAGUAGGCGGUGAUGAAGUAUUUGAAGACGACUUGGAUAUAGCUCUACGAUAUUUACCAACAC
Molecule: messenger RNA, 365 nt
Organism: Racocetra fulgida
Lineage: Eukaryota; Fungi; Glomeromycota; Glomeromycetes; Diversisporales; Gigasporaceae
Source: the annotation of a GenBank genome assembly